AUGUCGUCGGUCAAGGCAACCAAGAAGAGCGCCUUCUCGUGCGAGCCCUGCCGCCGGCGCAAGGUCAAAUGCGGCGGGGAGCAGCCUGUCUGCCACCGCUGUGCCGCCCGCAACGACGACUGUGUAUACAAGCUGAACCCGACACUGUCGUACACCCAGCGCCUCGAGGAACGAAUCAAGGAGCUCGAGGACCAGCUCGCCAGCGUCGCCAAAUCCCCCGCGUCCGCCGCCGCCUCGUCGCACUCGAGCCCCCCCGUCGGCACCGCCCACGACGCGUCGGCUUCGGCCCGCGGCCUCGACGAACACGGCGUCACGCGCGGUUUUCGCGGCCUCAAGAUUGAUGACAGAGGCGGCAUCACCUAUCAUGGCACUACCAGCUUCUUCAAUCUGCCCAGCGAUCGAUUGCCGGUCGGCUCCGAUUACAUGGCCACCAAUGACUCCAAUAUUCAGCGAAGGGAGCGGCUGGUCAACAAUGCCUGGCACCAGCGAGCGCUGGAGAACUUGUCCGAUAUUCCUGAACCAUUCCAAUAUCUGCUAAAUGUCCAUUGGUGUUGGAUCAACCCACUCUUCGGCUUCCUCUACAGGCCAGCAUUCACCCGUGAUAUGCAGUCUCUCGGACCCUACUACUCGCAUACCCUCCUGAACGCCGUCAUUUCGCACUCUAUACGGUGGGGCCAAAACGACCCGGCAACGAAGCGGCUCUUGGACGAGUCGUACGACGGAGGCGCUGUGUUUGCCAAACACGCACGCACUAUGGUGUUUGACGAACUCAGCCGCGGCGUUUGCACCAUCCCCACCAUACAGACGCUGCUGUUGCUCAGUGCCCAGGAGUGCAGCCUCGGCAACACAACGCAAGCUUGGACGUACAGCGGCAUCGCCUUCCGACUCAUCGAUCAUCUAGGAAUUUGUGUCGACGCACAACGCUACCCGGGCUCACUCCCCUUGUCCGACGAAGACCUCGAGAUCCGGCACCGCAUAUUCUGGAGCUGCUACUUCUGGGACAAGCUCAUCAGUCUGUACCUCGGGCGUUCACCGUCCAUCCAACAGACGAGCAUAUCUCCGCCCCAGAUAGUGUUCGAUGACUCGGCCGAAGAAGACAUUUGGGUGCCCUUUGGCGCACAGCAAGUCGGCGUCACAUGGAAGUACCCCCCCACCACAGCCCACUCGGCCUCUUGCUUCAUGAGCAUGUGUCGCCUGUCGGUCAUCUUCAACGAGAUCCUCAUCCACAUGUACGAUCCUCUGUCCCAAAACACCGACGCAGAGGUGCAGGAGUGUCUCCGCACCCAGGAACCCGCCUUUCAGGAAUGGUGGAAUCAGUUGGCUCCUCACCUGAAGCUCGAUCCGCUCGCGCUGCCAGCCAUGGCGCCGCCGUCCCACAUCGUCACAAUGAACUGUCUCUAUCAUACGUUCAAGAUAUUGCUGUACCGACCGAUGCUCACAGGCAGGGGAAGAGGCGCAGAGGAGGGCAGCGCCCAGAUCAAAGGCUACCUGGUGGAAUGCGUUACGUCGGCGACGGCCAUCAUCACAAUCUUCGAUCUCUUCUGUCGGACGUUUACGAUGAACUACUGCGUUCUCUCGCUUGCGUAUAGCGUUUACAUCGCUGCCUCCAUCUUCUUGCUUCAGGUCCAAGCGACUUCUGACACGCAGCAGGCGAUGCGGAAACUCAACUACUGCAUCCAGUGCCUCGACCAGGUCAAAAACUUUAGCCCAGUGAUCAACAGCGCCCUGAAUCUCCUGACCAGAGAGCUUGCGGCCAUUGGCAUGGGUUUGGAUAUGCCCUCGCCUCGCCAAUCAGAGCCAUACCCAGCAUCGCGUCCCGAGAUGUCCAUGCCGGGAUCAGUUUACCCCCAGGCAGAUGAGCCCCGUCAGAUGCCACCCCCUUCGCAUCCGCUGUUCCAACCAACAUUGAACCAUAGCUUUGGACCCGAGUCCAUGGCGAUGCACCCAAGCGUUUUCGAGACCAUGUCUACGUUGGAACCCUUGAGUGUCAGGGUGGCGGCCAUCCACGAGUCGGAGAACCAGUCGUCUUAUGGUUGA
Purpureocillium lilacinum is the source of this 2037-nucleotide messenger RNA. RefSeq lists its product as uncharacterized. Lineage: Eukaryota; Fungi; Ascomycota; Sordariomycetes; Hypocreales; Ophiocordycipitaceae. Gene Ontology annotation, biological process: DNA-templated transcription; regulation of DNA-templated transcription. Gene Ontology annotation, molecular function: zinc ion binding; DNA-binding transcription factor activity, RNA polymerase II-specific; DNA binding. The record is from RefSeq and is a predicted model, not a curated record.